Messenger RNA from Prorocentrum cordatum, 597 nucleotides. The record is from the annotation of a GenBank genome assembly. Lineage: Eukaryota; Dinophyceae; Prorocentrales; Prorocentraceae.
AUGCUGGACGAGGAGCUCUCCAUCCCAAAGGCGUCGGAUCAGACCUACAUCGCCAAGGUGCUCAAGGCGCACGGAAAGCACCCCCGGCUGAUUGCCCCGAAGUUCUCUGGCACGCUACAGUUUGGAAUCCGGCACUUCGCCGGCAACGUGACGUAUUCUUGCGAAGGCUUCCUCGAGAAGAACGACGACAAGUUACCAGACGACGCGGUCGAGUGUCUGCGGAAGUCGGAGUUGACCGUUUUGCAGGAGAUCGCAGAGGCGGUGUCCGCCGAAGUGAAGGAGUCGAGCGGGCAGCGCGGCAAGAAGGUGCAGACGGUGAGCGUCAAGUUUCGGAAGUCCCUAGCCUCACUGAUGGACAAGCUGAACACCGCCCAGCCGCACUUCAUCCGCUGCGUCAAGCCGAACCCUGACAAGCGGCCGUUCCAGUUCGUCUCCUCAAUGACCCAGGAGCAGCUGGUGUACAGCGGGGUGAUGGAGGCCGUUCGCAUCUGGCAGCUGGGGUACAGCACGCGAUUGCCCUUCGACGAGUUCGUGAGGCACUUCGAGUGCCUGGUCGACCCAGGCCCAGCCCGUCUGCUCACCCAGGGCUCGAGCUGA